AAGAACCCGCCAAAACAAUCACCAUCAUCCACCGCCGCACACCACCAUGCUACUCUCCGUAUUCCUGGCCCUCUUUCUACCCUGCGCCGGCAUGAGUGCCGUCUUCCUCGUCUACAUUUGCUUGCUCUGCUAUGCCGCCCGCCACCACCAUCAAACCAAUGCCCCUGUCAAACCCGCCACCGAAAAUGGCCUAUCCUCCGCUCAACUCGAGAAACUGCCGAUCACCACCGGAAAAGAUCUGGCGUUGGGAACGGAAUGUGCCGUAUGUUUGGAUGACGUGGAACCGGAACAACCUGCUCGGAUGUUUCCGGGAUGUAACCACGGGUUUCAUCAGCAAUGCGCCGAUACAUGGCUCUCCAAGAACCCAGUUUGCCCUGUUUGCCGGAAUAAACUUGCCGCCGAUUUCUUUGUUCCUCCCGAAACUAACCCAUGCUGAAAACAAACGGAAAUUCUUCACCUUUUCUCAAUUUUAUUUUAGAAAAUUUUGAUAACCAAUUCUAAGAUUCAAUUAGUAUUAAUAUUAGUAUUAUUAUUAUUAUUAUUUUGAGAAUGUAAGAGUUGUGAUGAUUUGUUAUUUAAUUGAUUAUUGUUAUUGAAUUUGAAAUAGGUUAUUGUUAAUGUAA
This is a messenger RNA of Cynara cardunculus var. scolymus (artichoke), 623 nucleotides long. RefSeq names its product E3 ubiquitin-protein ligase ATL23-like. The transcript has a single exon. The record is from RefSeq and is a predicted model, not a curated record. Bases 47 to 436 code for a protein of 129 amino acids. Lineage: Eukaryota; Viridiplantae; Streptophyta; Magnoliopsida; Asterales; Asteraceae.